Molecule: messenger RNA, 1399 nt
Organism: Neltuma alba
Lineage: Eukaryota; Viridiplantae; Streptophyta; Magnoliopsida; Fabales; Fabaceae
Exons: 1
Coding region: 280-888 (202 amino acids)
Source: RefSeq, a predicted model, not a curated record
AUAACCUCCCUUCUUCCUUAUGCCUUUUUUGGUACUUAAUCUAUUGAAAAAAAAAAAAAACAAGAAUCCCACAAGUAUCCUCAGACCAACCCUCAUCAUCUCCUUCCUAUAUAAUCCCUCCCUUCACUGUCCAUGUCCUCUCAUUGGGUUUUCUUUUCUUCUGCGAGGUCUAGCACGCCUCGCAGAAACAAGAAAAGAAAACCCACCAUCUGUUUGACAAAAAAGAAUCAUCAUCCUCAGUUCUUUGUUUCUUACAUUGUGAUAUUGAUCUUCUGAGAGAUGGAGGUACAUUCUGCAGUUAUAGGCAAGAGGGUAUGGAACGUGUUGAGGAUCACCUUCUUCAUGAUGAGGAAGGGUCUGAUCUCAAAGAGGAAGCUGAUUAUGGACAUGAAUCUGAUGAUGAAGAAAGGGAAGCUUCUGAGGAAGUCUCUGGGCAAUCUCAUGUCGUUCCAUCUUCACCAUCACCAUUCAAGGAGCGUGGCACGUGGUGGCUUUGGCCUACAGGAAUAUGAAUUCUCUUGCAGCAACAGUCCUAAUCCUGUUUUUUUCCACGUCCUAAAGCGCAAGCACCAUUUCAACUUCCCCUGCAUUAACACUCCUCAGGUCAUUGAAGAAGAUCUCAAUAAAGCUGUGGUUUUGGUGCCCAAGACUCCAGAGUACGCCUUUAACUUCAGGUUUGAAGCGUCUGAUUAUUUGUCACCUGGAGAUAGAAGGAGCCCACUUCAAUCACCAUUUUCUGUGAGGAUCUCAAAUUAUUCAUCAGAAGAUGAAAAUGAAGAUGUUGGGAAUGAUCACGUUGAUGAUCAGGCUGAGGAUUUCAUCAGAAGGUUCUAUGAACAGCUAAGGAUGCAGAGCCGCAUGCAAUUACUAGAAUACCAAGAGGUUUAAAGACAAGGCAUACUUGUAUAAUCCCCAUCUCUACAACUUGACAUUAAUACUCCGGAGACUUUUAUCUUAUUACUCAUGACAUUGGAUUGUGAAGUUUUUUUGUAUUUAAUAUUUUUCCCACUCUGUAACAUUCCCCUAUUAUAAAAUAUAAUAUUGCGUUUGCCUAUUAACGUCGUUCUUCUUUGUCUGGGAAAAUUGGGGCGAUCAUUGAAUGAACUGUAGUUUAGGAUAUACAGAGAAGUUGGCUUAGCUGUUCCAUCGGUUGUUGGUGCACUGGGGGACCUUCUGGUAUAACGUCUCCUUCAGCUUUUGAGAACCGAACACCUAAACUCACCUUUUCCUCUCUUUCUUUCUCUCAUUAAUGAAUCAAAUACCCACAUGCUAAAUUCUAUGAACAUGUAAAAUAUACAAGUUAAAGCUCGUUUUCUGUUUCUGCUUAGCUGUAGUUAUAGUGUCUUGUGCGCCAUGAGUAAAUUUUGACUGACACCUUAAAGCUUAAAGAAACUAAGUC